AUGCUCCGCAGCACUACUGCUCAAUACCACGGCGCAUCAGUGAACAUCGUACAAGACUUACAGGAUGAGAAACAAGAACAAUGCCUGCACUUUGUUCCGGGGACUGCAACCGUAGACAUCGGCCAAACUCAUGGCUCGGCAACAUUCCUCGCAUCUGGAUUCAUCUACGGCUGGCCAGACAAUGGCACAUCUGCCUCAACCCAGAUCCCUGAGAAUCUGGUAACGGGAUUCAACUUCAAUGCGAAUCGUGCCGGCGGAGCUCAGCUCCCCGUUGGGGGAUGGGCAACAGGUGGUUUAAGUGGUUAUACAGAAAGGUUCCAGUCGGCCUUGUCAAACUACCGGACCACGCGCAAAUAUGGCGGAGAAUUUAUCCUCUUGCCUCACGAUUUGUGGGGUGCAGAUGGCGGCGAGGGCUCAACGUCUCCAUUCCCCGGUGACAAUGGGAAUUGGACCGAGAUGGAGGCCUUUUGGUCCCAAGUCAUAUCAGAUCUAAAGACGAACAAAAUGCUGGAAAGCCUUAUCAUUGACCUCUGGAACGAACCAGAUGGCACGGGUUUCUGGCCUCGCACAUGGGAUCAAUUUCUGGAGUAUUGGAACCGCGCUUUUGUGCUUGUUAGAGCUGGACUGCCUGGAACUCUUAUCAGCGGACCAGCAAUGGCAAAUGCACCAGGCCUCCAGAACAGCAACUGGCUCACUUGGCUUCCAUCCAUCGUCGGCAACAAGACUGUGCCAGACCACUACUCUUGGCACCAAAUCGGGUCCUGGGAGCGUUCCCCCGACCAGAAUGUGCCAGACUUCAAUACGCUGCUCAAACAGUUUGGCGCACCGACGAAACCAAUCGACAACAACGAAUAUGCCUGGCCGUCAGAACAGAAUCCGGCAAAUGCAGCGUGGUACUUGUCUCAGUUCGAGCGUCACGAUAUCCGUGCCUUGCGUGCCAACUGGGGUAGCGGCUCUGACCUGCACAACUGGAUGGCUAAUCUUGUAUACAGCAAAAACGGCACUUACUAUCCCAAUGGUGAGUGGCAAGUCUAUCAUUAUUAUGCAGGCAUGACCGGCGAGAGGCUUGUAACCGCCGCCUCUUCCGACAUUCAGUUUGAUGCCUUUGCUACUCGCCACGGCAAUGCGAUAAAGAUCCUGGCUGGUACCAGAACAAUCCAGGCGCCUUACGAUAUUAGUGUAACCAAUCUCAGCCAGAUUGGCCUUGGGUCAAGUGGAAGUAUCAACGUCCAUGUCUAUCGGUUUGAUUGGAAUGGGACAGAAGGCGAGGUCGACGGCCCUGUUGAUCUAGGCUUGGUAAAGUACUCCUAUACUUCAGACACGCUCAUCAUCACUCUGAAUCCGCCGACAAACUCGACAGCCUACGCUUACGAGUUCUCUGGAUCCUAG
Trichoderma gamsii is the source of this 1389-nucleotide messenger RNA. RefSeq lists its product as hypothetical. NCBI's taxonomy places the organism in Eukaryota, Fungi, Ascomycota, Sordariomycetes, Hypocreales, Hypocreaceae. The record is from RefSeq and is a predicted model, not a curated record. Bases 1 to 1389 code for a protein of 462 amino acids. Gene Ontology annotation, biological process: carbohydrate metabolic process. Gene Ontology annotation, molecular function: hydrolase activity, hydrolyzing O-glycosyl compounds. The transcript has 4 exons.